This is a messenger RNA of Anthostomella pinea, 858 nucleotides long. The record is from the annotation of a GenBank genome assembly. Lineage: Eukaryota; Fungi; Ascomycota; Sordariomycetes; Xylariales; Xylariaceae.
AUGAGGCCGCUGGCCUCGCGUCUUCAGCCGCAUACGCUUCCCAGAGUCACACGGCCGUUCUCCGCCUCCGCAGCCAGGUCGUAUGAGUACAUCCAAACAUCAGAGCCCAAACCGGGCGUCGGUCAAGUGACUCUGCACCGACCCAAGGCCCUGAACGCGCUAUGCACGCCUCUCAUCACCGAGCUCAACCAGGCCCUGGGCGAGUUCAACUCGUCGGACAGCGUCUCGGUCAUCAUCCUGACCGGUUCGGAGAAGGCGUUCGCAGCCGGCGCGGACAUCAAGGAGAUGGCGCCCCUCACUUUCUCCAAGGCAUACACCACGAGCUUCAUCGAGUCGUGGUCACAGCUCGCCACGCAGGUCAAGAAGCCCAUCAUCGCGGCCGUGUCGGGCCACGCGCUGGGCGGCGGCUGCGAGCUGGCCAUGAUGUGCGAUAUCCUGUACUGCACCGAGUCGGCCAACUUCGGACAGCCGGAGAUCAAGCUGGGCACGAUUCCCGGCGCGGGCGGAAGCCAGCGGCUCACCCGGGCGGUGGGCAAAUCAAAGGCCAUGGAGCUCAUCCUGACGGGCAAGUCCUUCUCCGGGGUGGACGCCGCACAAUGGGGCCUGGCUGCGAAGGCCUUCCCCAGCUACGAGGCGCUCAUGGAGGGAACGAUGAAGACGGCUGAGACUAUUGCGGGCUACUCGAAGGUAGCUAUCAUCGGGGCCAAGGAGGUGGUCAACAAGAGCCAGGACCUGCCCCUGAGGGACGGCGUCGAGUACGAGAGGAGAGUAUUCCACGGCAUCUUUGGCAGUCAGGAUCAGAAGAUUGGCAUGAAGGCUUUUGCGGAGAAGAAGAAGGCCGAGUGGACGCAUGAGUAA